Pseudo-nitzschia multistriata is the source of this 1429-nucleotide messenger RNA. Lineage: Eukaryota; Bacillariophyta; Bacillariophyceae; Bacillariales; Bacillariaceae. The record is from the annotation of a GenBank genome assembly.
UGCCAGUACCAACCGGCCGGUACUGCGUUCGUACUCGUASAUAGCAACACGGUAUCGUAGCACAGAAAGAAAAUCAACAAUGCGUUCUCCUGUGCUUCAUGAAAAUAGACAACCGGUAAAGCACCGUCACUAAACUUCAUCUCAUAUCUCAGUUCCAACUUGUAUCAGUUUCGGUUGCCUUCACCGAGCCUCCUACCGAUACAAACCUCCACCCUUGCCACUUUGUAAUAGUUCGAACUAUACGAGAUGGGAAUCAGCGCGAAGCUAAACAAUCCCCGACACAACGAGAAGACGAGCGACCUAUCGCAACUCUCGUCGUCUGCGACCAAGGGAAAUUACCAGAAGGUCGGUAGCAAUUCUCUAAAGAAAAUCAAAUUCCAUUCCAAGUCAUGCGAAGACGCCUUGAAGCAAGAGAGGGUUUUCCACAAGCUAGAUCCGAAGAACCCCCAACACGCUCACAAAAUCAAUCAGAGACGAAAGGCCAUCGCCAAGGGCAAGAACACGAUUGGAUAUGACAUCUACUGUCGCACCAUACCGAAAGACAAACGCCAGAAACGAUCAAUGAUUACCCCUUCCACUCCAGAUCACAAGUUGGAUAUACCGAAUAAAAAAUGGAAUGGCAUGGUGCGAUCUUGGUAUGUAUCAUAGAAACUCGUAUGUUCUUCUUUUCUUACAAAUCUGGCACGUUCUCGUCACUGCAUCAUUUUUCGCCUACUGAAAUCUCAUUGACASGAACAUUUUUUYCCCUUGCGUUCCGAACAUUUGUUCUCAUUGAUCUCCCAACGCGCAAUGAAUCAUUUCACAAAAGGCGUAUUGCAUUACACCGUUACGACCCAGUAGACUUGCGUGAGUCCUUUGCCGCGACCMAAGAAGUCCUGAAGGCAGAAAGCCAGGACGUUUCGCGGUCCACUCCUACCGGCGCAGAAAARCCGGCCAUGACGGUGAAAGAAAUGGAAAUUGCGAACUCCGGGCUUCAGAACCUUGUGCAAGUGACACCAAACAGCAAGGACAAAGAUAACUGCAAUUCGCCCUCACGACAGCUGGAGUUGUUUUCGCCCACUGUCUCCUCACCGAAAGAAAACAAUUSUCUUGGUACGUGGCAAGGAGGUCUUUUGUCAGAAUUGAAUCGGUGGGAGACAAAGAGRCAAGAAGAGGAAGAAGAAAUUGUGUUUUUCUCCGGGGGAGAGGAUGAUGACAAUGACAGCGAUGAUGAUUUACUUUAGUUACCGUACGUCCUCAGUGGAACACAAUCAAUAAGCUUUGUAAAACAUAGCGAAACGUAWUUUCUCUGUGGAUGAUCAACGAGUUGACAAAAGCUGUUACUAGCCAGUAUCGUUGAACAGAUUUACGGAAAGCCMAUGUUGUCACGGGUGUAAAAAUAGACCUCUGGUAGCUACAAUAAUAAUAAUAAUAAUAAGAAUAGCGUAAC